UUGCGGUAUAUAAUUAUAGUCUUGGGUGUAUGGAGCGUUCUUGGCCUAGAACAAGAAGCCACUACUUUAAAUAACAACAGCCAACAGCAUAUUGAUAUGGCACCAAGUACCAGAAGAACACUGCAUCUCAAUGCAUUUGCCUAUUCACUCACUACAUUUGGAGCAAGUCUAAUGACAGGUGUAUUUAGUUUUUAUUACGUAAAGUUGUUCCUCAAUAAAUAUGGAAUAUCUGAAUCAUGGUUUCAAAUUUCUCAAGUAAUAUAUCUUCUGUGGAACGCCAUCAACGAUCCUUUGUUUGCCUACUUACAGGACAGCUCUAAUAUUGCGGUUUUCCGGCAGCGUAAAUUAUCCAUUCUCUAUGGUGCGCCAAUUUUUGUGAUUUCUUUUCUUUUUCCCUGGUUUCCAUGGCGUGAUUACGAAAAGAAUGACUGGCUUUGUGGGGUUCACUUGAUGGUCACGUUGUCUUUUUAUGAUGCGCUUUUUACAUUUGUUCUCCUUGCCCAGUGCGCAUUAUUUGCAGAGAUUUCCACAAAGUAUGAAGAUCGAAUCCUUUUGACAAACUGGAGCCAAAUUGCUAAAACCCUUGGAGCAUCGAGUGUGUUUUUUACAGAAUUUUUUUCUGAUAGCAUGCAUAAUUUUCGUGCUUUUCAAAUGUGUUGCGUAGUCAUUGCAUUGAUCAGCUGGUUAGCGAUGACUUUCUCAGCAAGGAAUGUGCACACGCAUCAGGAUGCCAUGUUCGAGAAACACCAGGCAGAGUCGUUGCUUGAACCAGAUAACGCCAAGUUAUCCAUCUUUCAGUGUUUUAAACAGAUCUGUUGUGACAAGAAUUUUCUUUCUUUUAUCGCGACCAAUUUUCUUAUGGUUUUUCACUUGCAGUACCUUGUCAGUUUCAUUGCGAUUCUCGGAGACCAACUUAUACCAGAUGAAGAUCUCAGUAAUUUCUCUCGUAAAUCUAUAUAUGGGUCCACACAAAUACUUCCACAGAUUUUGGUUUUGCUAUUGAGUUCGACAGUGGCAAGAAUAGGAUACUACCGAGUAAUGCUGUACUCAUUUUACUCCAAGCUCAUCUUGUCUUCCAUUAUGUUUCUUAUCGGACCUCAACAUACUUGGUUUAUUGCCUUGUUCUUGCUUUUCGAUAGCGGUUUUUCAAAUGCUGUGUUUAAUUUUGCAAAUUUACCAUUGUCAGACAUCAUUGACGAAGAUCAACAGCGAUACAACCGCAAAAGUCCUUUAUCAUCUUCAGUGUUUGGUUUCAACGCUCUUUUUACCAAACCAGCCCAGUCUUUCGCACCAAUGCUGAUUGUCAGUAUCCUAAAUAACCAUGGUUAUAAUGAAAUGAAGGAUGGCAGUGCCACAAGCACCCAGCUCAGCGAUCUUCGUUAUUCAAUGUUCUGCAUUGUCUGCUUCAUUCCUACCGUUAUCGCGGUUUUACAAGUACUGGUGUGGAAACCAUACUCGUUACGUGCAAGCCAUAAAGUUAUACCGGUUCAUCUAGAUAGUUAAAAGGGAGUUUUCGCAAGCUUAUGAAAAUGAUAACGAAUACGGUUUACAUCAUUAAAUUUUUAGACAGUAGCCUAUCUGUCAUAACGUUGGCGAUUCAUGCCUUUCGCAUGAACCAAGCGUCAUAUUCAGCUCCUACCGCAUAUUGUCAAGAAUUUUUUAGGCACGAAUGACGAUAAUGAUAAUGACGUAUUCAUAUUCCUUUUUGUAAGAUUACAAAAUCUCCCAAAUGCCUGGGUUAGCUCAUUGUCUGUUACACAUAUAGUGCAAUAUGGCCUAUGUACACGUUAAAAUCAGGCUUCGUAGGAAAACUUUUUUUUGAUAUGUUAUAGAACUGAUUUUUCUAAGACAGAUAAAAAUUUGUUUGACGAAAAACUUGUGAAUGGUUAAUGAGGUACAAAUUUUUGAAUAU
Anneissia japonica is the source of this 1912-nucleotide messenger RNA. Its product is annotated as transmembrane protein 180-like. The record is from RefSeq and is a predicted model, not a curated record. The transcript is spliced from 5 exons. Lineage: Eukaryota; Metazoa; Echinodermata; Crinoidea; Comatulida; Comatulidae. Bases 97 to 1503 code for a protein of 468 amino acids.